AUGGAAUCUCGCCCACGAAAUGAUUCGCUCUUGUCCCUCCCUUCAAUCGCACAUGACGAGACGACAUCGCCAGCGCAGGAAAUCGCUCCUUGGUCUCAUCCUGUCGCACAGUUUGUCUCUCUCGGUACUUGCGAUGGAACAAAUGAGUUUAUUGCGAACCCAUGUUACCCGCUUCGUCCCCCAGACCAGACUCCUCCUGCUCGUGAUGUAUGGGGUGCCAGUGUCACUCGCUGGCCGUUCAGGCCUCCUGCCUGUUCCGAAUUCCGUGACUGGCUCCGACACCAGGUACAGUCUGGUCGCUGCUCGAAAACAGUCUCUGUCCAGCCCGGCGGUUGCUGCACCGGCGACGAUUGGUUGAUUCACCAAUUCUCAUCCCCAGAGGGUGUGAAGCUGGACCAGGAUGGCUUGCCGUCUGCUUGCCUGUUGCCCUUAGCAAGGCUUCGGUUCGACACGUCUGCCUCCGCACCCGUCCGCCUGCAUCAGAAUCCAGGACCAUUUUCACCCUCUACGAUGGUCGGCUUCUACGGGGGUUCGAGCCCGCCGCUGACAAUGGCUGACAUGCACGGAGCUCAAAUCAUGAAAUUCCACCGGGCAUACAGACAUACUGUAAGUGCUGUUAGGCACGAACAGUCGCUUCCUCAACACAUGCCAGGCACUCAUGAGCUGCUUGGCCUAUCUAGGACAGAGAAGCCGCUUCCCGGUUGGUUCCCGGAGGUUCCUGGGCACCUUCAGCAAACCGGUACGAGCAGAUACAUAGCCGUCACGGCCGGUACAAGACCACGCUUUGAUGGUAUCAAGUCCUUCGGCAUAACUUGGGUCCCAAAUGGGUUGGGAAAAACAGACAGUCACCCAAUGGCUGCUUGA
This is a messenger RNA of Neurospora tetrasperma FGSC 2508, 864 nucleotides long. RefSeq lists its product as uncharacterized. NCBI's taxonomy places the organism in Eukaryota, Fungi, Ascomycota, Sordariomycetes, Sordariales, Sordariaceae. The coding region runs from base 1 to 864 and encodes 287 amino acids. The transcript has 6 exons. The record is from RefSeq and is a predicted model, not a curated record.